This is a messenger RNA of Wallemia mellicola CBS 633.66, 1269 nucleotides long. RefSeq lists its product as hypothetical. NCBI's taxonomy places the organism in Eukaryota, Fungi, Basidiomycota, Wallemiomycetes, Wallemiales, Wallemiaceae. The transcript is spliced from 3 exons. Gene Ontology annotation, cellular component: RNA polymerase II transcription regulator complex. The coding region runs from base 1 to 1269 and encodes 422 amino acids. Gene Ontology annotation, molecular function: transcription cis-regulatory region binding; DNA-binding transcription activator activity, RNA polymerase II-specific. The record is from RefSeq and is a predicted model, not a curated record.
AUGCAGAAUAGCAGAUACUGUCUAACUGAAGGUCCGAUAGCUACUUCCUUAUCGUCGUCGUUACACGCAUUCGAAAUUCAAAGUAUGGAUAGUCAGUUCUUAGAUAUGCUCAGAGAGCAAAUAAAUAGCUAUAACAAUAAAGACUCUAUUAAUCCCUUGGAUUUAUCGAAUAAUAGGCAGCCUUUCGGACAAUUCACUUCAAAUUAUAAGGAGAAUCCCACGCCACCGUUAACGAACAAUGACACCUCUAGCCCAGAGUCUAGUGGAUCUCAUAAUAAUUACAAGCUAGAAGAUAAGCGUAAGGCCACAGAUGAGUCAUUCGAUCAAGACAUGAAACCACACAACAUUAAGAAUCCAAAUACAGACAGACGCUCUUCAGGCUCUUCUAAUGAUAACCCUUCGAGUAAAUCAAGUAAGCAGAAUAGCUCACAGAAGCGCAAAGAACAAAAUAGAGCCGCACAACGUGCUUUCAGGGAAAGAAAAGAAAAACACGUUAAGGUCUUGGAGGAUAAGGUCGCUCAACAAGAAGAAGAAAAUAAUAAUUUGAGAGAUUUAUUAUCGAGAUUACAACAAGAGAAUAUGACAUUGAAACAGUCAGCUUUCACUUUCCAAUUCCCUGUACCAAGUCAACAAGCUGGACAGCAAGAUAAACCAAAUAAGUCAUUGCAAAAGUCCCCUUCGCCUUUGCCACAGAUUAGUAAUAAUUUGGAAUAUAGGGAUAGCAAUAUCUUAGAUAAUAACCCAAUAAGCGACUUUAAUAACUUCAGCGGUGGUGACUGGGAUGAUAUAUUAAAUGAUAUCAACUUCCAAGGUGACUUCAUCGUCGAUCAACAACCAAUACCUUCACCUAAGCCGGCUGAAUCCACUCUUGGUCCUCCACCAACUAUAAUCGAAUUGGCACAAGUUUUGGCAAGUCCCUCAGAAAGAUCCAAAUGUCCACAAGUUAAAGCUAAAAUGGAACAAAUGGGUAUCGUACAAAAUGAACAUGAGGAUAUUGAGAAGAUUGGUCCAUAUCUCAUACAAGAAAUCAAGAAGGUCGUCAAGGAAAUUGCAGAAGAGAACAAGGAAUCUGUUGAUGAAGUAGUCAGACAAGCCUGGAAGGAUCUUGGUAAAGAUCAGCAUCAAAUUAAAGACGAGGCAUUUGAUUUGGAUAAUCUCUGCUCGGAAUUACGUUCGAAAGCAACUUGCGGUGUCUCAAAUGCUGAAUGUCAAGCAAAGUUUUUAAGUGCACUAGCACAACGUCAGAAUAAGACAACAGCGACAAGCUGA